This is a messenger RNA of Soboliphyme baturini, 1328 nucleotides long. The record is from the annotation of a GenBank genome assembly. NCBI's taxonomy places the organism in Eukaryota, Metazoa, Nematoda, Enoplea, Dioctophymatida, Soboliphymatidae.
CUGUCAGGAAUCGUUUCGGAAGAAGUUACUACGGAUUACACCGUGACGCCGUUUCUAUUGUCUCGAUCUGAACUCAUCGAGAAGUCUUCGCGCAGCGUCACUGAAAAUUGGCUGUGCGCUUGCCACGUCUGGAACAGGGUUGUGUGCAUUGACGACAGCGCGUUCUAUAAGAGUGUUUGUCUCGAAAGCCUUCCUACAAUCCUUACUGAUUGCGUUCUGUGUGUCAGUCAGUUAUCGUCCGUCGAGAGAAAGAUGCUCAAGCAACUUGGCUUGAAGUGCGGCGCCAUUGUUCAGGAUUACUUGGUUCGGAAAACAAACUUGGAGAAGAAUCUGUUGGCGACCACUCACCUGAUACUGUUGAAGCCGGAGGGGGAGAAAUAUAUGGCAGCUGUCAAAUGGAACAUACCCUGUGUCACGCCAUCUUGGCUGGUCGAAACUGCUCUAGCCAAGCAGCGGAUCGAUCCACAGUUGUAUGCGGUUGUUGGUGGAAUCGAUGCGUCUACCGAGUCUGGAGCUGCGAUGGCUGCCGAUUCUUCAAGAACAUCUGGAAAGCGCAUUUCGACAACUCUGUCGAUGCGUGACGCUUCGACAUCGACCGCCAGCAGUAACGCGUCUUGGAGCAGAAGUUUCUUGGAUGCAGACAAAUCAUUUCAUCCGAAGUGGAACAUCAGCUUGUUGAAGAAUAAGGGUCGACGUAGCUCUAUUUCAGAAGAUCAGUUGGGUAACAAAAGGUUUCUAGUCUCAGAAGAGUAUGACGAGUUCAUUCACCGGCAGCUUUUGGGCGCUGUUAAAUGUACGGAAGAGGCCGAGGCUUGCUUCAGUACUCCCAGCACUGCGGCAGAUCAACGUCCUAACAUAGCCCAUGUUAAGAACAAGGCACCGUUUUCUCCUACGAAAUCUCUUGCCAAAAAGGCUGCGUUGGACAGCGUGGUCAUCGUCGUCAGCAGACGACUGGUGGAUCAGCAGACGAAGCUGCACAAAAUUGUGACGGACCUGGGCGGUGACUAUCGUUGGAAACUUGAUUCGUCGUGUACGCAUUUUGUGUAUCAGGGUAAAAUUCGAGACAGUGGCAAAGAAUAUCGAAUGGCCAAAGAACUCGCUUUGUGCAUCGUUCAUCCGGACUGGCUUUACGACGUAGAUUUCGAAAGCGUCGACCCCGGUGCCUACGGCUACCAGUGCCAUAACCAGUCUGACGAAAGAGAUCAGUUCGGUACUGGAUCUGCAAAGCAGAACCAGAACUUCGCCGUCGUGUGGUAUGUGUUUUGCCGUGGAAACUUUUAUGUUUGCUUUUAUGGCAGUUUGGGAACCCUACAGAUUUGCGAAUGAAG